Molecule: messenger RNA, 3089 nt
Organism: Aplysia californica (California sea hare)
Lineage: Eukaryota; Metazoa; Mollusca; Gastropoda; Aplysiida; Aplysiidae
Product: BRISC and BRCA1-A complex member 1
Exons: 7
Coding region: 210-1349 (379 amino acids)
Biological process (GO): double-strand break repair; mitotic G2 DNA damage checkpoint signaling; positive regulation of DNA repair
Cellular component (GO): nuclear body; BRISC complex; BRCA1-A complex
Source: RefSeq, a predicted model, not a curated record
ACAGACUGAGUCAUAUCUGUCUGGACAUUAAGAAAAGAAGAGAUGUAAACAUUCGCCUGGCGAACAUAAACAUUGAACGUCAAACAGCUUAUGAUCUGGUCAUUUAUAGAUCUAGGUUCUAGUAUAAACGCAGAUUUCUGAAAAGAAUACUUCGGUUAUACAGCUUCAUGUUUUUUAAAUAAAUAUUCUGCCUGUUGAAUACAGAUGAAAUGGAUGUUCCUGACAAGACAGUAUCAUGCUCUUCUCUUGAGCACAGUGAUCUUGAUGUAGAAGACCUUGGUCUCUCUCCGACACCAACGCUGACAACUGCAUGUGCUGGGACUGGUAGACCUAGCAAAAGAAAUCCGAAUGCUGAUGUACUAGAAGAUUGUGACGUCAUACUAGAAAAGCCUGUUAUAACAUCGAACGACCCAACUUCAGGUGUUGAUGAAAGAAAAAACAGAAUGGAUGCUGGUGAAAAUAUUGGUGGCAAUGAUGAUAAUGAGUUCAAGACUUCUAAGUCAAAGUCAAAUUUAGUUGCAAAACAACAAGGGACAGAAAUUAUGGAAAAUGUUGUGCAAGAAAAUCAAGCUACAAGCAGAGACGGUACAAAGAUACAGAAUCCACCAACAGUUGUAUGCCCACGCGUUAACUGUCCUGAAAAGAUAGUUAUUUGUUUGGACUUGAGUGAAGAAAUGGGUUCCACGACUUUUAGUUCAAGAGCAGGAGAUAAAUUUUCUAGUCUUGAGCUGGCUCGGCGUUCUAUCAGAAUGUUUGUCAUGCAUAAAAGCCAGAUGAAUCCAAACCAUGAGUUCUCUCUUCUGGUGUUUCAUGAUGACUCAACUAUGAUUCAUAACUUAACAAAGAGAGCGAAAGAUGUUUUGAACACCCUGGAUGAAAUUGAUAUGGCUACAAAGCUUUCAGAGCCAUUAGACUUGUCGCACAUGUUUCAAACAGUUAAGGACAAUGUCGACCUUCCAGAAGUCAUCGGAGAUCCUCAAGUCAUACCACCUCCUUAUGUUGUGAGGGUCUUACUGGUCUAUGGCCGGUCUCAAAGUGUUCCAGUCGGUGCUGGUUCUGAUGUACAGAAAGAGUUAGAGUCCUCCCCCUACUUUUUUACCGAUGUUUUGUACAUUCAUCAACCACCGUCAGAGGGAAACAAGUGUGAGGAAAUAUUUUCAUCCUUGUGUGACCUGGACCACAAUGGUUUGUCCUACAUAUUUGAAGUGUCCAAAUACACUCCCAUCCUGAACAGUGGUGCCAAGCUCCUGGCCCACCCGCUACAGAGACCACAGCAGUUACAGGCGGCUUACAAAAUUGGAACGACGCCUUCAGCACCGCAACCCAUGAUGGAAGAGAAAUUGCACUGAACUGACCACACGUUAUUAUGAAGACUAGACUAAUUGCAAUAUUUUGAUAUAGGCUAUAUAUAUGUGUAAUGUUUUUUGAGACACCUGAAUAGACAUAAAGGUCUUGAAUGUCUAGCUCUUACUGGCAAAUUUGAAGACAAAUGAGAGAGGGGUAGGCUCAGAGCAACCUCCUUAGAGAACCUAAACAGAUGGGUUUGUAUAGUAUAGGGUUUUACGGCGCUCGCAACUGCUAAGGGUUUAGGGGAAAAAUGAGGGUAACAUAGCUUUUCUGAGAGCAUCCAGGCAAAGGAAUGAAUGGAGAACCAUGAUCGCGUAUGUCUGCCUAAGAUAUGGCACUUGAUGAUGAUGAUGUGUAAUAACGCCGCAAAAUUAGUUGCAUGUUGUUUUUUUUAGUUUACUAUAGUAUGUGUACGAAACUAAAGAUCUCUUCUAACUCUCCAAGUGGGUGAAAACAGUUGUACUGUAGCUGAUUUUUCUUCAAAGUUAUAAUCACUUGGAGUUUGGAAGUCGUUAACACAAGGUUUUGAGAAAAUAGUUUUACCUGAAAUCUCAAAGCAGCUGAGUGGGACAAGUGACGCAUUUCGUCGUGUUGCUACUCAUAUUUUGAUAUUUUGAUAUUUUGAUCCUUAUGAGGUAGAGUCUCCUACAAAAAGUGCAUGGUGAGUUAACUCUCUAAAGACUAACUGAUAUCUUCCCUCAUGGUUUAUGCAAUGUGGGAAAGGAGUUUGGUAAUUAAGAUUAAAUGUAGCGCCAAAAUCAUUCAUUCCUUACUGGGAUGUUUCACCCCAUAAUCUUAGAAAUUAUUUUUAAAUGCAGUUUAUCUUUUCUGGAGUAUUUCAUUUCUGCACAUUGUUCAUGUGCUGAGAGGUAGGCCUACCACGUGUCCCAUUUUGAAAAUGGCCUACGUUGCUAUUGUGUCUUCUUACUCGUUGUUGCAUUCUCCAGUCAACGAUUUACUCCCCAGAAUGCAGUAUUUUGUGUUGCUUUAAAAAAAUUCUCUUCUCACCUAAAAUAAUGGUUGGAGUAAAUGCUGUUCAUUUUUAUUCUCCUUAACAUCUCAAUAAAUUUGAAUAAAUAAACUGACCAUCUAGAGCAAGCACUAUUCUUUAAUUGGAAUAUAUGAAAUUGAAGGUGUUAUAAAGAAACAUUUUUUGUAUGCUACCAAAACACAGGGACUAAAAUUACUUCUGGUACAAAGUCAAAUAAAUGAAUACAGAUGCUUUAUUCCGACUUCUGCUCAGUCGAAAGGAGGUAAUAGUAAUUGGUUUAUGAAUUGCAAACUUUUGUCAGUGUAAACUAGACUCUUUUCAUUUCCAUUUUAUUGUGAAAGUGUUUGGCCAGAUAUGGCCAGCAUGGUUUGCAUGUCGCACAAGCCGUCUGUAAAAUAUGACCGAUGCAGUCUCAAAGAGUUGAACAUCACUGACAGCAUCAAGAUCACAACUCUAAGCAGUUUUCUGAAGUGUCAGGCAUUAUAGUUAUCAUGAGAAAAGACAAAUGUUCUUGUGUGCAGAUGUUCAAAUAAGUUUCCUAUAUUAGCAAUUGUGAGAAUGUACAUGUUUGUUGAGAUGAGAGGUCUUUCAGUGCUUGUGUGGGUUCCAGUUUAUUAGAGUUCUUUGGAUAUAUAUGCAGUCUAGCACACAUUUAGUGAAAUCCGCGGGACACUGACAUCUUUUCGUUAUGUACAGAUUUCGCUAGAUAUGUAUUUUACUUGCAAAGAAUAUACAUCAUGUAAGAAAAAAA